Messenger RNA from Brassica rapa (field mustard), 7605 nucleotides. Its product is annotated as aspartic proteinase-like protein 2. The record is from RefSeq and is a predicted model, not a curated record. NCBI's taxonomy places the organism in Eukaryota, Viridiplantae, Streptophyta, Magnoliopsida, Brassicales, Brassicaceae. Gene Ontology annotation, biological process: proteolysis. Gene Ontology annotation, molecular function: aspartic-type endopeptidase activity.
CAAUGUCUUUAACAAAGUAGGAUUACAUGACGCGUUUGACAAAAACCUAUCAAUAUGAACCGAAUCUUGAAAAAGAAAAGGAAGGAGGGUGAACAUUUUAACAAAAGCUCAAUGAGGGAUGCUCUACGAGCCCCAAAAUCAUUACCCAACAUUCACCAUACAACAUAUAUAACAAAAGCUCUACCUAGAACAUCCAAAAAAUCAAAAGCAAUCAACAAGAAACGAGGAUAAACUCCGACGGUGCAAACAUGAGACCACGCCACCACGUGGUCUCUGUGAGUUCUACUCCUUAACUCGAUCACACCACAUCAUGAUGUUUCCACGUGAUCUGCACCACCACAUUCACACGAGCACACCAAAUCACACUGUCUCCAAGUGAUCUGUGUUACCACAUUCUUAACUUCACACAGGCACACCACAUGUCCGCUCCAGCAAUUAAUCAUGCAACAUCACAAGGUUUCCACAUGAUCUAACAAGAAUCAAUGCAACGCCCGAGAUGUACAUACCUCCAUCACGUUCCACCAACACACAUAGGCCUUAAGCCAUGUCAUAUAUCAUAUACACUACCCACAUAUGCUUCCAGGCAAUGCAAACACCCACAUACAAGUCUAAAUCAUAAUACACCAUAUUCCUUUCAGCAAUCUAUGAGUAGAUCUAGGUGUUCACAUAUUACAAUACAAUAUAUAUAUAUAUAUAUAUAUAUAUAUAUAUAUAUAUAUAUAUAUAUGUGUGUGUAUAUAUGUGAUAUAGUUCACUUAUCAAAAAUAUGUGUAUGCUUAUAGAUAACAUGUAAGUAUGAAUGUUGCCAAUAGAAACUUUCACUAUGAAGCGAGAAUGAAACCAAAUCUACAAGAGAAAGGAUUGAUGCUACCACCUUGGCCUUAGAUCUGCCAAGGGAAGGGAAGGAAGAAGCCGAUCAACAACAUAAGGCUUUCAUUAAACCAGAUCUACAAGAGAAAUGAUUGGUGCUACCACCAAAAGAACUGGGAAGAGAGAUCUAAGAUAAAAGAGAAAAUGAGAUGGAGAAAACGAGAACUAGGGUUCCUUACCUCUCUGGUGACCAGAUCUAGAGAGAAGACAAGAAAGAUCUAGAAAACGAGAUAUAUUGGUUAGUUGUGGUGGAUUUCCAAUGGCUUCGAUUCAUCUCAAUUAGCACGAGAAUACUCAAAGGAGACCACGACACGACAGCAAACUACAAUCUUCUCCUUUAAUUAGACUCAUGCAAAUAUUACAACAUUAUAGAUUCAAAUAUAGUAGAGUCGUGGAACACAUAACUCAAAGAAUCAUGUUAGUUCUCUAUAAUGUUCAUGUUCAAGUAUGGUGUCUCAUCUGAAUUAGAAAUUAAAUUAUUCAAUAUAAACGUAUAAUAUGACAUAAAUUUGAAAAUCCGAUUCUCUUUAUCUAAUAUGAUAUAUCAGAAUUUAUAUAAAUAUAUUUUCAAAUUAAAAAAAUAUAUAUAUAUAUAUAUAUAUUUUUUGUACAGAAAAUAAGAUGAUUAUAUAGGUAAAUUAUAAAUCUAAAUAAUUGUUUUUAGGUGACUGAAAGUAGUAAACAAUAAAGGGGGAAUCAUAUUUAAAAGAAAAAACAAAUUACACAGUAAGAGUAAUGUGACAAUCUCUAUAAUAUUAUUUGAGAAAUUAAUUUUCUACAUGUCGAGCUCACAUUAAUUCUAAUGAUAUUUAAUUACACUGGUAUCUUUAAUGAAUCAAGUAUAUCUAAUUACCAUUAUUAAUCAUUCUAUUUUAUUUUAUUUUUACUUUUUAUUUAAGUUUCUUUUUUCUUUAAAUUCUUCAAAUAACUUAAUAAUAAACAAUAUUUAUAAAAUUUAAAACCGAAAAUAAUAUAUAAUGGAAUUCAUAAAAAGGGAAAGUACACAAAAUAAUCUUUAUUUUGAAGUAAAUAAAUAACCUAUAUUUUAAAAGAUAAAAUUAAACAGCAUAAUAUAUAUUUUACAAUUAAUAAGUAUUUUAUUUAAAUCAAUUUAUUUCUCAAACUAUUACAAAAUAAUAAUUUAAAUAACAUAAACUAAGAUAUCUUUAAUCAAUUAAAAAAAAUUUUAUUGAAGUUUCUUUUUAAAAUAAUUUCCAAAUAACAUAUAUAAUAAAGCAAACAUUUAUAAAAUUUUAAACGCAAAAUAUUAUAUAUUUGAUGUGAUUUCAUAAAAAAAAUUUACUAUAAUAAUCUUAAUAUUAAAGUAUAGAAAUAUUCUUCCAUUUAAAAAUUUAUCGGUUAUGUUUUAAUGCAACUUCGUAAUGAUCAUUACUUUAUUUCUUCUUGUUUUAUUUUUGUUAUAAUUUUUUUGGUUAUAGUCCUACAGAUGCAUAUUUCCCAAAAGUCAAUCACCGUUGAAAAGGCGUCGCUUUUGGUUGGGUUUCCCUCUCUUCUCGUUCCCAUGUCUCCCUCCCUUCCUUUGGUUCAUGUUUGAAUUUAAGUUUUCAUCAUCACAUACCAAAUCUAAAGACGUCAACAAAAAAUAAAAUAUCAGAAACAAAAAGUCAAAUACAUUUCAAAGCAAUUUCAAGUUUUCUUAAUUUCUUUUUUUUUUUCUUAUAACUGAAAUUUGAAAUAGGAGCGAAGGAGAGAUAAUCUCUAGUUUACAUAAACGACGAGGGUGAUGAAUCUGAGUGUAACUCUACGCAUCUUUGCGGCGGUGUCCAUGGCCGUGAUCCAAUUAGCUUCGUGUAAUUUCGUGUUUAAUGUGACGCAUAAGUUCGCCGGAAAAGAUAAACAGCUAUCGGAGCUCAGAUCUCACGACAGCUUCCGUCACGCUAGAAUGCUUGCCAACCUUCAUCUACCUCUCGCCGGGGAUAGCCGAGCUGAUUCAAUCGGAUUGUACUUCACGAAGAUCAAGCUUGGAUCACCGCCAAAGGACUACCAUGUUCAAGUUGACACAGGAAGUGAUAUACUUUGGGUCAACUGUGCACCUUGUCCUAAAUGUCCAGUCAAAACUGAUCUCAAUAUACCUCUGUCCUUGUACGACUCAAAAGCUUCCUCCACAUCCAAGAAAGUUGGGUGCGAAGAUGAUUUCUGCUCCUUCGUCUCACAACCGGACGCUUGCGAACCCAUGAAGACAUGUAGUUAUCAUGUUGUGUAUGGAGAUGGGAGCGCAAGUGAUGGAGUGUUCGUCAAGGAUAACGUUACCCUGGAUCAAGUCACUGGAAACCUCCGAACUGCACCUCUUUCCCAGGAAGUCGUGUUCGGGUGUGGAAGCAAUCAAUCUGGACAACUUGGGAAGACUGACUCUGCAGUUGAUGGCAUUAUGGGAUUUGGACAAGCUAAUACCUCUAUCAUUUCGCAACUCGCUGCCGCCCGGAAUAAGAAGAGAAUCUUUUCACAUUGUCUAGACAAUGUAAACGGAGGUGGAAUUUUUGCUGUUGGGGAAGUCGAAUCUCCACUAGUGAAGUUUACUCCUUUGGUUCCGAAUCAGUUACAUUACAACGUCAUUUUAAAGGGGAUAGAUGUAGGUGGAGAACCUGUUGCUCUCCCACCAAGCUUAGCUGUUUUUGGCGGGAAUGGAGGAACCAUUAUUGACAGUGGUACAACUUUAGCUUACUUGCCAGAGAAUCUCUACACCUCGCUACUUCAGAAGAUUACUGCUCGGCAACCGAUCAAACUGCACACGGUACAGGAGACUUUUGCGUGCUUCAGUUUCACGUUAAACACAGAUAAAGCAUUUCCGGUAGUCAAUCUUCAUUUCGAGGACAAACUCAAAAUGAGUGUUUAUCCGCACGACUAUCUUUUCUCCCUUCGUAAAGAUUUGUAUUGCUUUGGUUGGCAAUCUGGUGGACUGACGAAUCAGGACGGAUCUGAUGUCAUCCUUUUGGGAGAUUUGGUGCUUUCAAACAAGUUGGUAGUAUACGAUCUGGAUAAUGAGGUCGUUGGAUGGGCAGAACACAACUGUUCGUCAAGCAUCAAAGUGAAAGAUGGAUCAGGAGCUGUUUUCUCAGUCGAAGCAAAUAAUCUCAUAGCUUCGUCUUCUUCUUCUUCGUCCUCUUUGGUGAUUAACUGAACACUUGCAACAUUGUUGUCCAUACUAAUUUCGCUUUUCAUUUCUUUUACUUCAAUUCAUAGUUUUGCUAAAACGAGAUGCAUUGGUUUUUCACAUCUCUUUUACUUCAUAAUUUACAUAACUUACACAUUAUUUGUUUCUAUAACUUUCAAAGUUUUGUGUUACAAAAAAGAAAAGAAAAAACUUCAAAGAUAAAAUAAUAUUGUACUGUUUUGGUCUAACUCUUCCUUGUAGUAAAAUUAUUUAAUGAUCAUUUUUCAGAUGGUAGAAGUAAACUUUAACUGUUGAUAUUUGUAUGUAGGAAACCGGAGACGCAAGAAUUAAAGGAUUUUGAGGCAAAUGCGAAAGAAUUUUUGUUGUUGAAAUUGAGUGAUGUGGAAAACCAGAGCAAGUGGUCUAUAUUAUUUGAUGAUUUCAUAAAAUAAGCAGAGAUAGAGGAACUAGUAGAUUUCAAUAAUGAGUCAACAUUGUGUUUAGAGAAGUUCUUAUCCUUAUCAUAUAUCAUUAUCUUGUUUUCUUAAUUCGAAAUUAUUUUUAGCAUUCUCUUCUUUUUUUUUAGCAUUCUCCUUUUACUUCUAAGGAAUCGGCAUUUAUUAGCAUUUACUUUAGUGAAUUUGUCUAUUACGAUUCAAAGCGCUUCAAAACUCUUUUGAAUAAGUCCGCUUCAUGAUAGGUAUAGGUAGGUCUGGGCGUUCGGGUACCCGUUCGGGUUCGGAUCGGGUUUUUUGGAUUUUGGUUCCGCUUUGUAACACCUCAUAGGUCUCAUUCUAGUAAAUUUACAAGUACGGAUCGGAUUCGGAUAUAACACUUCGGAUUCGGAUAUAACAAUUCGGUUUCGGAUCGGUUCGGAUAUGUCCGAAGUAACCAUAUAUCAUUCGGAUUCGGGUUAUAUCGGAUCGGUUCGGGUAUAUCCAAAGUAAAAUCUAAAAUUUAAAAGUAAAACAUAAGAAAUAUAUCAUUCUUUGUAUAUAAUGGAGUAUUUAAGGUGUUUAUUUAAAUUUUCAAUACUUAUUGUUAGAUAUCAUAUCCAAAUAAAUAUGAAAUUGAAUAUUUGAAGUACAUAUUUAUGUUUCAAAUAUUUAUAUUAUAUAUUAAUUUCGAUAUUCGAAUCGGUUUCUUCAGAUAUUUUUUCGGGUUUUCGGGUUUUCGGGUUACGCGUUCGGGUUCGGUUAAUAACACUUUGGGUUCGGAUAUGUUUUGUAACACCCUAUAAGAUCCAUUGAGGUAUUUUUUAUAUUUCAGAUCAGGUACGGAUCGGGUGUUUCGGUUCGGAUUCGGUCCGGAUUUCGGGUUUUGGAUUUUAUGCCCAGCCUUAGGUAUAGGUGUUCCAGUACGGAGUUGACCAUGUUCUUCACUCCGUAUGAAUGUAAGAUCGCUGUUCAAUUUUAAUAUUUGCCUCCCCCACAUCAUUCCCGGUAAUAACAAGAGGAGUGCAUGAGUCAAUGUGUUACUUAGUGAAGCAUUUCUAGAUCAGUCUCUCUGCAUAAACUUUUAUAGUACUUAAUGCGGAACGAGAUUUGACUAGUCACUAACAAUCAAGAAAUUAACAACCCUUUAAUAUUAACGGAAUGAACUCAGUCAUUACUACUCACAACUUAUAAUUGGUGAUCUAGACCUCUAGACUCAUAAGGACCUAUCGUGUGCGGAUCUGUCUUAAGCCACGAGCGAGCUAAUCGAGCUCCAAUUCGUUUGGUUUGAAAUCGGUUUCAAUCGAUCUAAAUUAGUUUAAUUGAUUAAAAUCAGUCAAAUUAAGUAACAUAAAAGUGAAUUAUGACUAAUGUAGUUAUAUUGUCUUCACCAUCAAUUUGUCUAUAAACAAAAGAUGAUAUUUUUUCUCUCUUCAAUUUUGUUUCUUAAUGUACGUUCAAAAGUUUCUUUGAUACUUUUUAAAUCUUAUUUUUAUAUUUUAUGAAAAUAGUUUUUUAGUUGAACACAAUUUUUAAUAUGUAAUAUAAAUAUAAGAUACAUAAUAAACAUAUAAUUUGUUAAAGUCUAGGCUCUGCCUAAACCUUGAAUAAUCCCUUUAGGCGCUAAUACUAUAUAAAACACUUAAGUAUCGCAAACGAUUUCUUGAACAGUAAGUUUGAGUUAUGCAUUAGUCGAUUGGUGGAAUAAAAUGCUCGUACGAGUAGUUCCUUUUAGCAUAAAAAUAUAAUUAACUUUUAUUAAAAAAUAAUUUAUAUUAUUAUUUACAAUUUUUUUGAUCAAACUUUUAUUAUUAAAAUAACAAAAAUGAUAAGAACUAGCCACGUUUAUUAUUAACUUAAUAAUUAGACAACGAUUAUUUUAAUAUUUCUCAUUAAAAGAACUAUUUUUACAAAGUAUUUGGUAAUAUCGAUAAGGAUCACUAAAAUUAAUGGUAUCGGGAUCGGCGCGCUCUUGUGUGACACACAAAUGGAAGGGAUUUUGAGUUCGACCUCGGAAGUAACUUCAUCUUUGAUUAUUGCACAACCGUGUUUAGUUUUACCUCGUUGGUGAAAAAUUGAUGGUUCAUGGAAAGAUUUUGACUUGUUUGUGGAUCUAAAAUUGUAUACAAGCAAGGAGAUUUUGAAGGUUUGAUCGGUGCUAGGAAAAUUCGAAAAUGUUUAUCUCCUUCACAUUCGGAGUUCAGAGCGUUGAUUUGCGCAAUGAAAUGUAUGAUUAGUUUUUGAAAACUUCAGGUAGCAUUUGAAACAAAAUGUUUGAAGUUGAUGAAGAUGACGUUUACACUAGAAAAUCGGCCCGCAUUCACAGUACAUAUGGAGGAGUUCCGUAGAUGUAGAGGUUCUUUUAGCGUUUUUACAGUCUCACAUAUCGCGAGAGAGACGUAAACAUAAUGGCAUACAAACUUGCAAAGAGUGCACGAAUUCAGCAUACAUUAAUAGUUUAUAUAGAUACGAAACUUCUAGUUUGAAAAUAGUCAAAAUUAGUUUAUUUUCUUUGUUGUCAAAACAAAAAAAUAUAUAUAAAAUUUUAAUACCUAAACACUGGAAUCCGACUCGAACCGAAAAAAUACAUGUAACACAUUUGUAAUACUUAAAUAUAUUAAAUAUAUUAAUUGAUGUAAUAUGUAUAUAUAUAUAUAUAAUUUUAGAUUAACAAAAUAUCCAAUUAGAUUAAAUAUAUAUAUAAAUUAUUUAAAAUACCUAAAAAUGUCCAAACAAUACCCAAAUGUAAUAAAAAUAUAGGCAAAAAUAUGCAAAAACACCAAAACUAGUGUUUUAAAAACCGGACCGGCUAGCGAACCAGAAAUUUUUGGAUCAUGGGUCAUUGUGGUUCGACCGGGACAGAACCGGGUUUGAUCGGGUUUACUUAGAUUUAACUAAAUUUAAUGAUAUUUUAUAAAUAAUAUGCAUAUUAAAAAAAAAUCAUAUCAAAUAAAAUGUUUAGCCAUAAUGUGUAGUAAAACUUAAAAAUAACAAUUACAAUCUAAAAUCAAUAUGAAAAGCACAUUUAAACUUUAUUCUCAAAUCUUAUCACUAAAUCUUCAUCACAUUUUUUUUUAAAAAAUUAUAUACAUAUUAGGUAAAAGUUAUAUUUUGAAAUAAAAAUUUCACAAACGUAAAUGUUUUAAUUAUUUAAAUCUUCAAAACAAGUGACCAUGAAAUGAAAAUAAA